Messenger RNA from Thamnophis sirtalis, 625 nucleotides. Lineage: Eukaryota; Metazoa; Chordata; Lepidosauria; Squamata; Natricidae. The record is from RefSeq and is a predicted model, not a curated record.
UCCCUUCCCUCCAUCUCUCCGCAUCUCUCCAACCCUGGUCGGCAGCAACCCGGGAAAGAUCCUCUGAAAGUGCCAAGCCGGCAUCUCGCAACCUUUAGCGCCGCUCCUCGCUUUUCUCGUGUUCAAAGUCCCCGCCUGCCUUAUUUGUCCUCUCGGCAUCCCUCCCGCCGCCUCUGUCUCCUGCUUUUUUUUUUUUUAACCGCGCCCGCCGCGAAUGGAUUUGCCCACCAGCCAGUGCAAAAAAGUCAAGCUGAGCAACAAAGUGCAGAGCUGGGGGAUGCAGAGAGCUACCAAUGUCACCUAUCAAGCCCACCAUGUUAGCAGAAAUAAGAGGGGCCAGGUGGUGGGGACCAGAAGUGGAUUUCGGGGAUGCACAGUAUGGUUAACAGGACUAUCUGGAGCUGGAAAGACCACUGUUAGUAUGGCACUUGAAGAAUAUCUAGUAUGCCAUGGCAUUCCAUGCUACACUUUAGAUGGUGACAACAUCAGACAAGGCCUCAAUAAGAAUCUAGGUUUUUCACCAGAAGACAGAGAAGAAAAUGUACGUCGGAUUGCUGAGGUUGCUAAAUUAUUUGCGGAUGCUGGCUUGGUGUGCAUUACUAGCUUUAUUUCUCCUUAUGCCCAG